Molecule: messenger RNA, 1005 nt
Organism: Jatropha curcas
Lineage: Eukaryota; Viridiplantae; Streptophyta; Magnoliopsida; Malpighiales; Euphorbiaceae
Product: nicotianamine synthase
Biological process (GO): nicotianamine biosynthetic process
Molecular function (GO): nicotianamine synthase activity
Source: RefSeq, a predicted model, not a curated record
AUGGCUUACCUCCAAAAUUCCAUUUUUGAAACCCAAAUCUCAGCCGAGCAUCUCAUAGCUCGCAUUACUGAAAUCCAUAAUAGCGUGUCCAAACUCGAUUCGCUAAGGCCUUCGAAACAAGUCAAUACCCUCCUGACUAACCUUGUCAACGUAUGUAUCCUUCCAUCGUCUAUAGAUAUUAAAACUUUAUCCCCACAAGUGCAAGAAAUGCGCAAUAGCCUCAUUAAUAUCUGCGGUCGAGCUGAAGGUCUAUUAGAGCUUGAAUUCGCAAUCUUUCUAAACAAAAUCCCAGAACCCGUAAACAACCUUAAUCUUUUUCCUUAUUAUGGGAACUAUGUGAAGCUAGCAAACAUGGAAAUCAGAAUAUUGAAUGAAAAUGGAAUAGUGCAGCCUAAGAGAGUAGCCUUUGUAGGAUCAGGGCCAAUGCCUUUAACUUCUCUUGUAAUGGCUACAAAUCACUUGAAAUCAACUCAUUUUGAUAAUUUUGAUAUUGAUGAGUCUGCAAAUUAUGUGGCACGACAGAUUGUGGCUUCAGAUACUGAUCUUGAAAAGAGAAUGAAGUUCCAUACUUGUGAUGUAAUGGAAGUGAAGGAAAAAUUUGGAGAAUAUGAUUGCAUUUUCUUGGCUGCUUUGGUUGGAAUGAGCAAAGAAGAAAAGGUGAAGAUUCUUGGGCAUGUACGGAAGUAUAUGAAAGCAGGAGGGAAUUUGUUAUUAAGAAGUGCAAAUGGAGCAAGAGCAUUUCUUUACCCUGUGAUUGAAGAGGAUGACUUGAUUGGCUUUGAGGUUCUAUCUAUCUUUCACCCGAAUAACGAAGUUAUCAAUUCAGUUGUUCUUGUGCGCAAGCCUAGCUUUUAAUUAUGUGGUGGUUUUUUAAAUAUAGAAAUGUAUGUUUUCAAUAAUCACUAGAGAGGUAAUUAUCCCUUCUCUAGUUUUUAAUUUUCUUCACAGUUAGUGUAUUUGUCGUUUGUUCCUGUAAACUUUUUUUUUUUUAGUAUUAGGACAGCA